GACGCCGUUGACUGGAUCACGCCGGAUUGUUUUUUUUUUUUUUUUUUCUUUCUAAAUACUGUCAUCCACUCAUCCACUCAUCCCUAAACUGGAUUCUAUUGCACAGACGGUAUAUUCAUCGCCAAGGAUCUCUUAGAGAAAACAGGAGCUAGCGCGAUGGCAGCUGAUCUGGUUCCAAACUCCAGCUGCAAGAGUACUGUAUCCGCAGUUGGGAAGCAAAAUGGCCUUCUUGAUCCUUCAAAAGAGCUCGAUGCUGGAGCUUUAUUCGUCCUCAAAUCCAGAGGGUCAUGGCUGCACUGCGGGUACCAUUUGACCACAUCGAUCGUGGCGCCGGUGCUUCUGAGUCUUCCUUAUGCGCUGACCUUGCUAGGCUGGGCGGGUGGAAUUCUUUGCCUGGUUCUUGCUGGUUUGGUCACUUUUUAUUCCUAUAAUCUUCUAUCUCUGGUUUUGGAGCACCAUGCACAGCUUGGUCAACGCCACCUCCGGUUUCGGGACAUGGCCAGAGAUAUUUUAGGACCUCGCUGGGGCAAAUAUGUUAUUGGGCCACUUCAAUUUGGAAUAUGCUAUGGCGCAGUUGUGGCUGGAAGUCUUCUAGGAGGGCAGAGCCUUAAGUUCAUUUACUUGCUCUCAAAUCCAAACGGGACAAUGAAGCUAUACCAAUUCAUUGUCAUAUCUGGUGGGCUACUGCUGUUGUUGGCCCAAAUACCAUCAUUCCACUCCCUGAGGCAUAUUAAUCUUAUCUCUCUUGUGCUUUGUCUUACCUACAGCGCUUGUGUUACAGCCGGUGCAAUAAACAUCGGGCAUUCCGAGAACGCUCCUAUUAGGGACUAUUCUGUAAACGGCACGGGAGUAAAUCGAGUUUUUGGUGCUGCUAAUGCAGUGGCAAUCAUUUCUACUACUUAUGCCUGUGGAAUUAUUCCUGAAAUACAGGCAACCAUAGCUCCUCCAGUAAAGGGCAAGAUGUUCAAAGGUUUAUGCGUCUGUUAUACUGUUAUAGCCACGACUUUUCUCAGCGUUGCAAUCUCCGGGUAUUGGGCAUUCGGCAAUCAGGCCAUGGGGACAGUUCUUUCCAAUUUUAUGGGCAACGAAAAGCCUUUGCUGCCAACUUGGUUUCUCUUGAUGAUCAAUGUUUUCACCCUUUCGCAAAUAUCGGCUGUCGCAGUGGUUUACUUGCAACCAACAAAUGAAGUGUUUGAAAAGUUAUUUGCAGACCCCAAAAUGGAUCAAUAUUCCAUUCGUAACGUUGUGCCAAGAUUGAUUUCCAGGUCCUCAUCAGUGAUUAUAGCUACACUUUUGGCAGCUAUGCUACCUUUCUUCGGAGAUAUCAUGGCACUUUUUGGGUCAUUUGGAUGCAUUCCUCUUGAUUUUAUUUUCCCAAUGGUUGUCUACAACGUGGCUUUCAAGCCCUCAAAGCGCAGCCUUGUUUUCUGGUUGAACACAUUGAUAGCAGUAGUAUCCUCAGUGUUGUCCGUUGUAGGUGCAGUAGCAUCUGUUCGACAAAUAGUUAUUGAUGCCAAAACAUACCGAUUGUUUGCUAACGUGUAAAAACUACAUUAGCUAGGUGUAGUGUAUCAGAUCUCAUACAAGAAUGAUGAACACAUGAUGAUGUUUGAGAGAUGCUUAAUUAAGGCCGCAUUUCAUAACACA
Juglans microcarpa x Juglans regia is the source of this 1647-nucleotide messenger RNA. RefSeq names its product GABA transporter 1-like. Bases 157 to 1545 code for a protein of 462 amino acids. NCBI's taxonomy places the organism in Eukaryota, Viridiplantae, Streptophyta, Magnoliopsida, Fagales, Juglandaceae. Gene Ontology annotation, cellular component: plasma membrane. The transcript is spliced from 7 exons. The record is from RefSeq and is a predicted model, not a curated record.